GGGGGUUUUGGGGGGCUGUGGGGGAGGACCUCAGGUUUUGGGGUCCCCUGGACUCAGGAUUUGGGGUCCUCGUCCCUCAGGUUUUGGGGUCUCCAGGGUUGGUGUUUUUGGGAGUCCCCGUGGCUCAGGUUUUGGGGUCCCCGUGGCUCCGGGUUUUGGAGUCUCCAGGAUUCAGGGUUUGGGGUCUCCAGGGUUGGGGAUUUUUGGGGUCCCCAUGGCUCAGUGUUUAGGGUCCCCAUGGCUCAGGUUUUGGGGUUCCCGUGGCUCAGGUUUUGGGGUCCCCGUGGCUCAGAGUUUAGGGUCCCCAUGGCUCAGGUUUUGGGGUUCCCGUGGCUCAGGUUUUGGGGUCCCCGUGGCUCAGAGUUUUGGGGUCUCCAGGAUUCAGGUUUUGGGGUCUCCGGGGUUGGGUUUUUUGGGGCUCCCCGUGGCUCCGGGUUUUGGGGUCUCCAGGAUUCACGGUUUGGGGUCUCCAGGGUUGGGGUUUUUUGGGGUCCCCGUGGCUCAGGGUUUUGGGGUUCCCAUGGCUCCAGUUUUGGGGUCCCCGUGGCUCAGGGUUUUGGGGUUCCCAUGGCUCAGGUUUCGGGAUCCCAUGGUUCUGUGUUUUUCGGGGUCCCUGUGGCUCAGGUUUUGGGGUCCCCAUGGUUCUGGGUUUUUCGGGGUCCCCGUGGCUCAGGUUUUGAGGUCUCCAUGGUUCUGGUUUUUUUGGGGUCCCCAUGGCUCAGGUUUUGGGGUCCCUGUGGCUCAGGUUUCGGGGUCCCCAUGGUUCUGGGUUUUGGGGUUCCCAUGGUUCUGGGUUUUCCGGGGACCCCGUGGCUCAGGUUUUGGGGUCCCCAUGGCUCCGGGUUUUGGGGUCCCCAUGGUUCUGGGUUUUUCGGGGUCCCCGUGGCUCAGGUUUUGGGGUCCCCAUGGUUCUGGGUUUUUUGGGGUCCCUGUGGCUCAGGUUUCGGGGUCUCCAUGGUUCUGGGUUUUGGGGUCCCCAUGGUUCUGGGUUUCAGGGUCCCCAUGGCUCAGGUUUUGGGGUCCCCAUGGUUCUGGGUUUUUCGGGGUCCCCGUGGCUCAGGUUUUGGGGUCUCCAUGGUUCUGGGUUUUUCGGGGUCCCCGUGGCUCAGGUUUUGAGGUCCCUGUGGCUCAGGUUUUGGGGUCCCCAUGGUUCUGGGUUUUUUGGGGUCCCCGUGGCUCAGGUUUUGAGGUCUCCAUGGUUCUGGGUUUUUUGGGGUCCCCAUGGCUCAGGUUUUGGGGUCCCUGUGGCUCAGGUUUCGGGGGUCCCCAUGGUUCUGGGUUUUUUGGGGACCCCGUGGCUCAGGUUUUGGGGUCCCCAUGGCUCCGGGUUUUGGGGUCCCCAUGGUUCUGGGUUUUUUGGGGUCCCUGUGGCUCAGGUUUUGGGGUCUCCGUGUCUCUGGGUUUCGGGGUCCCCAUGGCUCUGGGUUUUUUGGGGUCCCCGAGGCUCAAGUUUUGGGGUCCCUGAGGCUCAGGUUUCGGGGUCCCCCUGGCGCAGGACCCUCAGCCUUGAGCAGGUGUUGGAGCGCGACUUCCCCUUCGACCUCACGUACGUGACGGAGCGAAUCAUCUGCCUCCGCUUCCCUCCCGCCCUCGAUGAACCCCGGUACCGGCGGCACCUGCGCGAGGUGGCCGCCAUGAUGGCCUCCCGCCACCGCGACCACUACAUGAUCUUUAACCUCUCUGAGAAGCGUCGGGACAUUGUUCGCCUGAACCCCAAGGUGCAGGAGUUCGCGUGGCCCGACCUGCACGCACCCCCCCUGGACAAACUCUGCUCCAUCUGCAAAGCCCUCGAGGGGUGGCUGAGGGGACACCCUCAAAAUGUGGCUGUGCUGCACUGCAAGGGCAGCAAAGGCAAGACGGGGGUCAUCGUGGCAGCGUAUAUGCACUACAGCAACGUGUGUGCCAGUGCUGAGCAGGCGCUGAGCACUCUGAGCAUGAGGAAAUUCUGUGAGGAGAAGGUGACACUGCAGCCAUCGCAGAGGAGGUACAUCUCCAGUCUGGGGGGGCUCUUGGGGGGCUCCAUCCGGAUGAACAGCAGUCCCCUCUUCCUGCACCACGUCCUGCUGCCCCCCCUGCCCGCCUUCCACCCCGGGCACGAUUUUCAGCCUUUCCUGAAGAUCUAUCAGUCGCUGCAGCUCGUCUACACUUCGGGGGUCUACAGCACCCCCGAACCCCAAAGCCUCUGUAUCACCCUGGAGCCCGCGCUGCUGCUCAAGGGGGACGUGAUGGUGAAGUGCUACCAGCGGCGCGGGGGGGGCCGCGAGGGGCUGUUCCGGCUGCAGUUCCACACGUGCACUCUGCGCGGCGCUCGACUCGAGCUGCGCAAGGACGAGCUCGAUGGGGCCUGGGCAGACGAUCGCUUCCCCCCCGACGCCAGCGUUGAACUCGUCUUCUCUUCGGGCCCCGAGAAGAUCCAAGGGUGGACCCCCCCCCGCAGCCCCCCCAGUGUCGAUUACAGUGUGGGGGACCCCGACUUACGCCGCGGCUCCUACGAGGGCUUCAACCUGCGCCACCAGGACAGCCUCGAGGAGCGGAGGAGCCCGGGGCAGGGGGGGCCCUGGAUCGGGACCCCCGAAACGCCCCCCUCGCCGCAGCCCCCCCUGCCCGAGAAGAGGCUCCCACCGGCACCGGGGGGGCCCCGAGAGCCCGCGUCGCCCCCCCCGAGCCUCGUCUGCACCCCCAAACCCAGCCUGGGGGGCACCCAGGGGUGCCAGGACCCCCCCAAAAUCAACCUGGGGGGCACCCAUGGGUUCCAAGACCCUCCUGAUUCCAACCUGGGGGGCACCCAGGGGUACCAAGACCCCCCAGAUUCCAACCAGGGGGGCACCCAUGGGUUCCAAGACUCCCCCAAAAUCAACCUGGGGGGCACCCAUGGGUAUCAAGAGCCUCCCAAAAUCAACCUGGGGAGCACCCAUGGGUAUCAAGACGCCCCCAAAAUCAAUCUGGGGGGCACCCAUGGGUAUCAAGAGCCCCCCGAUUCCAACCUGGGGGGCACCCAUGGGUAUCAAGACGCCCCCAAAAUCAACCUCGGGGGCACCCAUGGGUAUCAAGACCCCCCCGAUUCCAAACUGGGGGGCACCCAUGGGUAUCAAGAGCCCCCCAAAAUCAAUCUGGGGGGCACCCAUGGGUACCAAGAGCCCCCUGAUUCCAAACUGGGAGGCACCCAUGGGUAUCAAGAGCCCCCCAAAAUCAAUCUGGGGCGCACCCAUGGGUACCAAGACCCCCCCGAUUCCAAACUGGGGGGCACCCAUGGGUAUCAAGACCCCCCCAAAAUCAAUCUGGGGGGCACCCAUGGGUAUCAAGACCCCCCCGAUUCCAAACUGGGGGGCACCCAUGGGUAUCAAGACGCCCCCAAAAUCAACCUCGGGGGCACCCAUGGUUAUCAAGACCCCCCCAAACCCAGCCUGGGGGGCACCCAUGGAUAUCAAGACCCCCCCAAACCCAACUUGGGGGGCACCCAUGGGUGCCAGGACCCCCCUGAACCCGGUGUCACCUUCGUGCAGGCGACAUCCAAGUUCUGGUACAAACCCGCGUUGUCUCGGGACCAAGCCGUGGCCCUGCUGAAGGCGCAGCCCCCUGGUUCCUUCCUCGUGCGCCACAGUCGCUCCUUCCCGGGAGCCUUCGGACUCGCCAUGAAAGUGGCCACUGUGCCCCCCCGCUGCCAGAGCCCCCCCCGGGGACUGGGUUGGGGGGCACCCCUGGGUGCUGAGCUGCCCCCCAACCUCCCAGGGGACCCCCAGGAGCAGCUGGUGCGGCAUUUUCUCAUCGAGACGGGACCCCGCGGAGUCAAGAUCAGGGGGUGCCCCGAGGAACCCCACUUUGGCAGCCUCCCUGCGCUGGUGCUGCAGCACUCCCGCACCCCCCUGUCUCUGCCCUGUGCUCUGCGCCUCCCCCACAAAGACCCACUGGAGGACCCCCCCGAGGUGCCCCCCCCCGCCAACAUCAGCACCGCGGCCGAUCUGCUGCGCCAGGGGGCAGCGUGCCGUGUGCUGUUUUUGGGUUCGGCGGAGACGGAGUCGCUGACGGGGCCGCAGGCGGUGGCCAAAGCGGGGGGGGCAAUUUUAGAAGAGGGGGGUCCAGGAUUUGGGGGACCCCCCCGAGCGCCCCCCUGUACCGUCCACUUCAAGGUGUCUGCGCAGGGCAUCACUCUCACCGACAGCCAACGCAGGGUGUUCUUCCGCCGCCAUUACCCUGUGAGCAGCAUCACCCACUGCGGGGGAGACCCCCAGGGGCGAAGGUGGACGAACGCUGACGGCAGCACUUCCAAGAUCUUCGGGUUCGUGGCCAAGCGCGGGGGGGGCUCCGGGGGGGGCAAUAUCUGCCACCUCUUUGCCGAACUGGACCCGGAGCAGCCGGCGAGCGCCAUCGUCACCUUUGUCACCAAAGUCCUUUUGGGGACCCAACGCAAGUGAAGAGGUUUGGGGGGGACUCCCCCCCCCCCCUUUUCCAUAGAUUUUUUUUGGGGGGGGGCACAGAGGGGAAAAAAAAACCACCACCAAAGUCUAUUUUUGUGUAAAAAAAAGAA
This is a messenger RNA of Cuculus canorus (common cuckoo), 4525 nucleotides long. It is a transcript of the gene TNS2, whose product is annotated as tensin 2. The transcript is spliced from 20 exons. Gene Ontology annotation, biological process: peptidyl-tyrosine dephosphorylation. NCBI's taxonomy places the organism in Eukaryota, Metazoa, Chordata, Aves, Cuculiformes, Cuculidae. The record is from RefSeq and is a predicted model, not a curated record. Gene Ontology annotation, molecular function: protein binding; protein tyrosine phosphatase activity. The coding region runs from base 714 to 4412 and encodes 1232 amino acids.